AUGACCUUCCUACAGAUCACCAAGACGCAUGACCUCCCCAUAACCAAGACACAUGACCUCCCUGUACAGAUAACCAAGACACAUGACCUCCGACAGAUAACCAAGACACAUAACCAAGCACAUGACUCCUGUACAGAUAAAUCAAGACACAUGACCCCCGUACAGAUAACCAAGACACAAGAGUUCAGGCGCAUGAUCAAUGUGAACUGCCUGGCGCUGGGCCACAAGUCUGGCCGGUGCUGGUUCGGCGGCGAUGACAAGAAGGUCAACCUGUGGCUGCUCAAGCCCAACUGUAUACUGAGUUUGUCAGGACACACAACUCCCGUGGAGUGUGUACGAUUUGGUGGCUCUGAAGAUCUGGUGUGUGCUGGAUCACUAAGUGGUGCACUCAAGAUAUGGGACCUGGAGGCUACCAAGAUUGUCCGUACACUCACAGGUCACAAGGCAAACAUUCGCUGUAUAGACUUCCACCCUUAUGGAGACUUCAUUGGUACUGGCUCCCUCGAUACUAAUAUUAAGUUAUGGGACAUUCGGCGGAAAGGCUGUAUUUUCACUUACAAAGGCCACAACCUUACUGUCAACAGUCUCAAGUUCUCUCCUGAUGGACAGUGGAUUGCAUCAGCUGGGGAGGACUGCAAUGUUAAGUUGUGGGACCUUCGUGCCGGCAAGAUGAUGACGGAGUUUGCUCAGCACACAGGGCCAGUCAGUGAUGUGGAGUUUCACCCUCAUGAAUUUCUCCUUGCUUCUGCCUCUCAUGAUCGAACUGUCAAUUUUUGGGAUCUGGAAAAAUUCUCACUGGUGUCAGCUACUGAUGCUGAUACUGGACCCAUCAGAACAAUAGCCUUCCACCCUGAUGGUGACUGUGUGUAUGCGGGGUCUCCUGAUGUCUUAAAAGUGUAUGGGUGGGAGCCUGCACGCACUUUUGACACUGUGGCUAUGGGCUGGGGCAAGAUACAGGAUAUUGCCAUUGCUCAAAAUCAGUUGAUUGGUGCAGGCUUCCAUGGUGUGCAUGUGUCUCUGUAUGUAGUGGAUUUGAAGCGUGUACAGCCUUUUGGAGGGCCACAACAAGAUGUGCCAUCAACUUUUAGAUAUGGUGCAGCCAUACGCAAGAGCUUCAGCAAAGAUAAAAAUUCAGGAAAAGCCACGGCGGAGUCCAUGAAGACUGAAGAAGCGUCCGAUACUGGGGGCGAGGAACCCCAGGAGGAGGAUCCCCCUCCAGAGAUCACCAACCUUAAUGACUACAAUGGAAUAUUUAAGACCCACCGGGAACUACAGAGAACACCACCCCCGCUCGAGCCCAAACCUGCCAUUAACAAUAAUAAUGAUCCUAUGGUGCCUCAAGUGAUGACCAGUCCAGAUGUGAUACGACCAGAGCCAAUAAGACCCAGUCCACCUACAGCAGCUAGACCUACUACUCCAGAUGCUGCACGUAGAGGAUCGUCCCAAAGUGUCUCACACCUUCCACGGCCAAUUGCCACCCCCAGAGAGACUGUCACUCCAAGGUAUGAUAACGGUAACCAACCACAGACGCCACCCUUAAACCCCACCAGUUUUCCAAGUCUGUAUGAGAGACGCAGUUCUAAUCAGGAGCAGUCUGCUUAUGCCUCUCCUCACAGAGACUACACACUAAGUGGCAGUAGCAGUCCAAACAUGAGUCAACCAUAUAGAGCACGUGCUGUGUCAGAGAGCAGAAGAGACACCAGAGAAUCCUCCAGUGCUCCCUAUGAAGCUGAAGGAAACAGGUACCACAUCAGACAUAGUCCAUCGGAACCACAUUUAGUGAGACAGUCAUCAUCUCCAGGCCCCCCAUCAAGCUCACCAGCUUACCAUGACUCAGCCCCAAGUUUACCACAGUUAGCACGGCCAGAUCUCACCAACCUAAACCGAACUCAGGCAUCAUCUAAACCUGACCUCACUUCACACUCCAAGCCAAUGGAUCGACCAGCCCUAGUCAGGCCAGCACCACGUCCUCAUCCAUCCCAAAGUCCAGAAAUGUCAUACAUGGGCACUCCUAAGACAACCAGCCCUGAAAUUUCCUACAUGGGCACUGCAAAGGAACCUCCUGAUUAUGGUUAUCGUCAGGAUGGUUUGAAAGAUAUAGAAUAUCCAUCUGCAUUUUCACACAUACCACCUGAUAAGAGUAUUAACUUUGAUGACUUUUUGCCAAAUAAACUGAGUAGCUUGGGCUUAGAUGGAAGUUCUAGCUCUGGGGGAAGUGGUCUAACAGGCAUUGCAGGCAAUGAAAUGUCUGAACAGGAAGUGUUAUCCAGCAUCAUGCGUGGUCACUCCUCUAUGAUGUCUGUCAUAACGGCUCGAUCUAGGGGCCUGCAGGUUACACACAAGUUAUGGCAAACAAAAGAUCUCAAGACUGCUGUGGACCACGCCCUCAACACAGGUGACCAGGCUCUUCUCGUGGAUCUCUUGGGCAUCAUUAAUCUCAGACCGUCAAUAUGGAACCUGGAUUUAUUGACAGCUCUCCUUCCUCCUGUCAGUUUACUGCUGCAAAGUAAAUAUGAAACGUAUGUAACUUGUGGAUGCAAUGCCCUGAAGCUCAUGAUCAAGAAUUUUGCAGUCAUGAUAAAAUCUAACAUGUCUGGCCCAAUACACAGUGUUGGGGUCGACAUAUCAAGAGAAGAGCGGUACAACAAAUGCAUAGAGUGCUACAAUCAUAUGAUGUCAAUACGAGCCUUCCUUCUCAAGCGACAGACUGUCCCUGGCAAGCUAGGACCCAUGUAUCGGGAGUUAGCCAUCCUCAUGCAAGCCUUUGAGUAGUGCUGACAUAUUAUUAUGUAUUACUGUGAAAAGUAAUGUAAGAAAAGGAAUGUUGAGGACAAGAGACAGUAGUCACUGUGUUGUACAUGUUGAUGUCUCCUUUUUUUCACCUCAUAUAAAAGUUUGAUGGCCGUAAAUAAACAGAUUGUGGUAAUUAUACUGAACAAAUCCCAUGGGAUUCAUAACAAGAGGUAAAAAAAACCCUAAUGUAAUAGCUAUUAUACAGUGCUCUUGAUUUUGCACACUAUAUGUGAAAAAUAGGUGCUUAAGAAAUUUAUUAAUUGCUUAUAUGUGAUGAAGAAUUACAUUGAUUGGAUACAAAGAAAGGAUUGCAAUGGACAGCAUAGCUGAAUUUGUGAUCAUUAAACUAGCAUGAUGAUGGGUCACCUGUGGUUGAUCUGUCUCAUAUGUUUGGACGGCUUUUGUUUCCUGCCUCCAGUGUACGUAUAUGCAACAAGGAAAUAUAACAGUUUUCAUAUAAAC
Messenger RNA from Homarus americanus (American lobster), 3255 nucleotides. It is a transcript of the gene kat80, whose product is annotated as katanin p80 WD40 repeat-containing subunit B1-like. Gene Ontology annotation, biological process: microtubule depolymerization; microtubule severing. The record is from RefSeq and is a predicted model, not a curated record. Gene Ontology annotation, cellular component: katanin complex. NCBI's taxonomy places the organism in Eukaryota, Metazoa, Arthropoda, Malacostraca, Decapoda, Nephropidae. Gene Ontology annotation, molecular function: microtubule binding.